UCUAAGACUAGUGAAUGAAGAAAGCUACACAAUUUUAGCCUGUCUCUCUUUCUUGAUCAAUUCAAUCAUACAAUCCAUUUAUCUUUCUUGCUUUUGAGCACAUCAAUAACAGUAUUUCAAGCUGGAAUCUUGAUUGGUUUAACGAAAGAUUAGCUGAAAAUGAGUUUAGGUGCUUUGAUGAGAGAGGAGAAGAGAGCAACAACGUCAUCUUCUCAGGUACAUAUGCCCAAGGAUAUAGACUGGCAAAUGCUUGAUAAAUCCAGGUUUUUCUUCCUCGGUGCUGCUCUCUUCUCCGGAGUAUCCACCGCUCUUUACCCUAUCGUAGUCCUCAAAACAAGGCAACAAGUCUCACCGACCCGUGUCUCCUGCGCCAACAUUUCUCUGGCGAUCGCUAGACUCGAGGGUCUAAAAGGUUUUUACAAGGGCUUUGGGACAUCUUUGCUUGGAACCAUCCCGGCUCGUGCUCUCUACAUGGCAGCACUAGAGAUAACCAAGAGUGGUGUAUGCCAAGCAACUGCUAGGUUAGGAUUGUCGGAUACAACAGCUAUGGCUGUAGCCAACGGUGCAGCCGGUUUGACCUCCGCCGUGGCUGCUCAGAUUGUCUGGACACCGAUUGAUGUCGUGAGCCAACGGCUCAUGGUUCAAGGAGAUCUUUCCUUGAAUAAACAUCUUCCUGGAGUGAUCAGUUCUUGCAGAUACACAAAUGGUUUCGAUGCUUUUAGGAAGAUUCUUUACACGGAUGGACCAAGAGGAUUCUACAGAGGAUUUGGUCUCUCGAUCUUGACUUACGCGCCUUCAAACGCUGUUUGGUGGGCGUCCUAUUCUUUGGCUCAAAAAUCUAUUUGGUCUCGGUUCAAGCAUACAUAUGGCCGCAAGGAUGAUGCUGGUGGCUCAAUGGUGGUUCAAGCGCUGAGUGCAGCCACAGCAAGCGGUUGCUCGGCUUUGAUAACUAUGCCUGUAGACACAAUCAAGACGAGGUUGCAGGUCUUAGACGCAGAAGAGAAUGGGAGGAGACAAGCAAUGACUGUGAUGCAGACAGUGAAGAGUUUGAUGAGGGAAGGAGGAUUUGGGGCUUGUUACAGAGGGUUAGGACCGAGGUGGGUUUCAAUGUCGAUGUCCGCAACCACAAUGAUCACAACCUACGAAUUCUUGAAGCGACUGGCCACAAAGAAGCAGAGAUAAUGAUUUAGAUAAAUCAUUCAUAGUCUCAGUUUCUCUGUUUCUUGUGAUACGAUGAGGAAACGUAAUGGCAAAAGAGUUUAA
Messenger RNA from Eutrema salsugineum, 1263 nucleotides. Its product is annotated as solute carrier family 25 member 44. Bases 160 to 1182 code for a protein of 340 amino acids. The transcript has a single exon. Lineage: Eukaryota; Viridiplantae; Streptophyta; Magnoliopsida; Brassicales; Brassicaceae. Gene Ontology annotation, biological process: transmembrane transport. The record is from RefSeq and is a predicted model, not a curated record.